Impatiens glandulifera is the source of this 780-nucleotide messenger RNA. RefSeq lists its product as uncharacterized. The transcript is spliced from 3 exons. Lineage: Eukaryota; Viridiplantae; Streptophyta; Magnoliopsida; Ericales; Balsaminaceae. Gene Ontology annotation, cellular component: intracellular anatomical structure. The record is from RefSeq and is a predicted model, not a curated record. The coding region runs from base 69 to 656 and encodes 195 amino acids.
ACAGAUCCAAUUAUACAUUUGUGAAGUGAGAACUGAGAAGUGAAUCUCUCUACCGGCCGGGAAAGAAGAUGUCGUCGCCGUCAGCUUCUGAAAUUGUUGCGAAACUGAACCUGAAACCCCAUCCAGAAGGUGGUUUUUACUCUGAGACCUUCAGGGAUGCUUCCGUAGUCCUCUCUAAAUCUAUCCUUCCCUCCCGAUACAAGGUUGAUCGCCCUAUAAGCACAUCCAUCUAUUUCUUAGUUCCUUCUGGAAGCUUUUCACAUCUUCAUCGUAUUCCAUCUGCCGAAACUUGGCAUUUCUACAUGGGAGAACCUCUUAUGGUUGUGGAAUUGAAUGAAGAAGAUGGAAGCUUGAAGCUGACAUGCUUAGGUUCAAAUCCUCUCAUAGACAAUCAACAACUUCAAUAUACAGUUCCACCAAAUGUCUGGUUUGGUUGUUUCCCAUUGCUGGAUUUCAACCUCUCAGAUGACAAUAAGUUAGUUGUCAAAAAUCCACCAAGAGGGAAUGAUGAUGAUGAUAGCCAUUUCUCUUUGGUAGGCUGCACUUGUGCACCCGCCUUUCAAUUUGACGAUUUUGAGAUGGCUAAACGUUCAUACCUCGUUUCUCAUUUCCCACAACACGAAUCACUAAUCGGUUUUCUCACUUUGGAUGAUUGAAUGAGAUUGAUGAGAUGGAUGUUUCAUGUUUGUAUUUACAUUAGUAUCAUGUUGUUAUAAUCUGACAAUUUUAUCUAUCUUUUCCUUUACCAAUAAUAAUAAAAUGCCAAGCUUUUCAGACUCA